Molecule: messenger RNA, 1513 nt
Organism: Pipistrellus kuhlii (Kuhl's pipistrelle)
Lineage: Eukaryota; Metazoa; Chordata; Mammalia; Chiroptera; Vespertilionidae
Gene: RBM43
Product: RNA binding motif protein 43
Exons: 4
Coding region: 307-1380 (357 amino acids)
Molecular function (GO): RNA binding
Source: RefSeq, a predicted model, not a curated record
GUGACAAGGGGAGGCCCGGAGGAGCCGCGGAGAGAGGGGGGCUGGGGAGGCGUAGGAAGGACCAUCAGCUCCCAUCGAGGCCCCGGCAGACCCGGGAAUCCCCGAAUUCCCUCGGGGGCCCCUGGCUUCCCUCCCGAGUGGUUUCAAAAGUUGAGAAACUCUCGGGGGUUCCGGCCAGCGCCCUGGUGCCGCGUGGUCUCCAGCGAGCGGGGGAAAGUAAAACCGAAACCUGCCGCCGGCCCGCCCCGCAGCCCGCGCCCUCCAGGUUCCGGCCCGCCGACCGCCCAGCGCCCAUCCUGCUCCGCCAUGGCAUCAGUUCUGAAUAGUAAGGAAUCCAAAGCUUCUGAAAGAACGGUUGUAGUUGCUGGUCUGCCGGUUGGCCAUUUUAAUGAUCGAUCACUGACCACAUUAGUGAAGAGACACUUCCAAGAUACCAAGAAUGAAGGCGGAGUUGUUGAAAAUGUGAUAUAUCCAACAAGAACCAAAGGAGUUGCAUAUGUAACAUUCAAAGAAGAAAAAGUUGCAGAGAAUGUCAUCAGAAAAAAGAACCACUAUCUAGCAGUGAAGAUUGGACCCACUCAACUCACAGUCUCUCAUUUCAGUGAAAAGGUCUUGAUCUCUGUAAAUGCUACUCUUGAUCUCUCUGUUUUUCGAGGUCAAUUCAUUCUGGAAAGUCUGGUUAGGGAGCUGCAAAAGAAAAUUCCAAGUUUACGCUUCAGUCCUUUGGGUCAAAAUGGAAGAAUCUCCGUUCAAGGAUCGUUUCUGGCUGUCAGGAAGCUCAAAGAAUCUUUGCUACUUAAAGCGAGUUCUCUUUUAGAAAAAAACAGGAGUUGUAUCAGUGAGGGGGAAAAGAGGAGUAGACAGAGCCCCAGAAAGAAUCUACUGAGAAGUAAUAACGCUUUUCCGUCACCCAGGUCCCCAGUACCCGAGACUGCUAGGCAUGGAGAGACUGCCAGAUGUGGGGAGACGCUUGUUCUCGAUACAGAUGUUUUUCUGUACCUGAAAAAGAAGAGCAGCUUUUAUGAAAGGACUUUGAAAAAAUAUCAUGUUCUAUGUCAGGAGAGGGUGGAAGGUGAAAUCACCACAAUUUGCAUAAAAAAUGAUUUGCAGCCAAACCAUGAAAAACUUGCAAAAGAAUGCAUUGAGAAAUAUUCACACGCUCUUCACUUUGAGCUUAUAAAAGAGACUUUUGACUUGAAAGGAAAGGAAAGGAGAGAGAGAGGAAAUAUUGAGCUGGCAUGUGAACAACUAAGUUCGAAGUACAAUCAGGAACUUCUGAUUAAUUUUAACAGGACACACAUUGAUGUGAUAGGACCUUCUUCUGCCGUUCACACAUUUAAAAAGGAGGUCUUGAAAUUCAUAAGGCAAACAGUGAGGUGAUAGAAUCUCAGCAAUAGAGCUGAUAAUGGCUGCUGCUUUUCUGUACUGAGCAGUUAGGAUGCCAUGCCAUUUUAUCUCAUUUAGUCCUUGAGACCGUCCUUCAUUAGAGGCAUUGCUAUCCUCAUGUUUUAGG